Molecule: messenger RNA, 1584 nt
Organism: Rhinolophus ferrumequinum (greater horseshoe bat)
Lineage: Eukaryota; Metazoa; Chordata; Mammalia; Chiroptera; Rhinolophidae
Gene: TULP2
Product: TUB like protein 2
Exons: 13
Coding region: 52-1584 (510 amino acids)
Biological process (GO): protein localization to cilium
Cellular component (GO): cilium
Source: RefSeq, a predicted model, not a curated record
GGCUCUCCAGGCAGGAGAGGAGGAGAGAGAGUCUUCAGGAUCUCAGGCAGAAUGUCUCAGGAGAAUGACACGUGGAAGAAAGAGAUCCUGGGGGAUGAGAUCGCUGCCAUAAGACUGCAGAAGCUGGAACAGCAGCGGCGGCUGUUUGAGAAGAAGCAGCGACGGAAGCGCCAAGAGCCCCUCAUGGUUCAGGCCAAUCCUGACGCUCCCUUUCGGUCCCGCCGACCGCGGCAGCGGGAGGAGUGCCUUGCGAGUGACAGGGGCUUGGGGAACGCUUUCCUCUGGGAGAACAUGCCAAAGGCACAUCUGCGCUCUGGUGUUUCCAGUGUCCUGGGCACUGUGAGCUGUGGUGGAGAUAGUAGUGGUGAGAGUUGCCCCUUGGUGUCGCUGAUUGAAGCAGACAGUUCUGAUUCAGAGUUGGAAGAAGUGUCUAUGGAGGACGUUUCUGUAUCUCCGCUUCCUGUUAAAGAGCUUCCAGGAACAAGACGCAGGGGUUGGCCACCCUGCGAACGACUUGGGUCCAGUGCAGAGGACAAGAGCAAAUCCCAGGAUCUUGAAGAUAUAUACGAGUUGUGUAGUCUGGCACCAAACCCUGGAACAAAUAGUGACUGGGGACGUGGAGAUUCGGCCUACAAACAGGGCGAAGACUUGGAAGACAACAAAGAGGAGUCGGAGUCUACAGUGAGGAGCUACCCAGGGGCGGCCUAUGAGGAAGUGUCCGAGGCCCUGGAAGGCAAGGGCGGCGCGGGCAGCAGCCAUGUGGGAAGCGCGCCCCACUCUUCUCUCCGCACCUCAGGCCCUUGGCUGGGCGAAGACUUGGAAGCAUAUGUGCUGCGGCCAGCCAUACAGGACCGUAUGGUGCAGUGUUGCAUCAGUCGCGACAAGCGAGGUGUAGAUAAGGGCAUGUUCCCUUUCUACUAUCUCUACCUGGAGGUGGCCGAGGACCAGAAGCACUUCCUUCUCGCUGCGCGAAAGAGAAAGAUGAGCAAAACUUCUAAUUACCUCAUCUCCCUGGACCCCACAGACCUGUCUCGGAAUGGGAACAACUUUAUGGGCAAAGUCAGAUCUAAUGCCUUGGGCACCAAGUUCACCAUCUUUGACAAUGGCGUGAAUCCCGAAAGGAAGAAUUAUGUCCCGGAGUCAGCUCGGCUCAGGGAAGAGCUGGGCGCUGUGUGUUAUGAGACCAACGUCUUGGGAAUCCGAGGGCCCCGGAAAAUGACUGUGAUCAUUCCAGGAAUCGAUGCCCAGAACCGGAGAAUCAGCAUCCAGCCACAAAAUGAACAGGAGUCUCUACUGAGUCGCCUCCAAAAUGGGGCCUUCCAGGGCUUGCUCCUGCUGCAAAACAAAGCCCCAUUGUGGAGCUACAAGAGCGGCGCCUACGUGCUCAAUUUUCGUGGUCGAGUCACUCGGGCCUCGGUCAAGAACUUCCAGAUUGUGCAUCCGUAUAACCCGGACUACCUGGUGCUCCAGUUCGGCCGCGUUGCCCCAGACAUGUUCACCAUGGACUUCCGCUUCCCGCUUUGCCCUCUCCAAGCCUUCGCCAUCUGCUUGUCCAGUUUCGAUGGGAAACUGGCAUGUGAGUAA